GCCACCGAAGCCGCCUUUGCGCUGAUGUUCGAGCUCGUCCGCCUGUGGCGGCGGGGCUGCUCCACGGCGCCUUCGGUCCCCGCCUAUCUCCUCUCUUCCGUUCUUUUGCGCUCAUCGCACUCCGCGAGCGCUGCGUCUCCCACGACUGAUGCGGACGAGCGUACGAGGCCGAAGAGGGAAUGGCGCACCCUCCCCCCAUUUGUGCCUCCUGUCGACGCCGCUGCGGUCGGGAAAGAGCUAUCCGGCCUCCGACCUCCCGCCGCGACCGAAUCCAUGACGGCCUUGAAGUGGGUCCGCCGCUGCUGCCCGGACCUCCCGAUGUCCCUUGUCCAGAAGCUCUUCCGGCUGAGACAGGUCAGGAAAAGGGAGUCUUCUGAAAUUGAACCUCUUAGUAAUGCUGAUCAUCCUGAACAGGGCCGAUUUAAAAGGGUCUCAGCCAAAGAAUCUAUGAUCCUCGGAGAAGUUAUCCAAUUAACUGUAACCUUGCAAAAGCUUACCAACGAGAGAAGUGGCAGGCUCAAGUAUAAUGAUGUUGAAAAUAGCUUUGUUCGUAGUCUUGGGCUAUACAAGGAUGAAGCUAUUAUUGUGAUAAAUAAACCUCCUGGUUUGCCUACACAGGGCGGUGUAGGAAUUAAAUAUAGUGUGGAUGAACUUGCUGCAAAUUGCUUGGAGUAUGAGGGUUCUGAACCACCUAGACUGGUACAUAGACUUGACAGAGAUAGUAGCGGUGUUCUUGUCCUUGGUAGAACUCAAAGUAGCACAGCUGUUCUCCAUUCUCUCUUCCGCGAGAAAACUUCUGGAGCAUUGUCUAAUGAUAUCACUGGUACCCAAAGAGCAAUCCAAAGGAAGUACUUGGCUCUUGUUAUUGGAACUCCAAGACACCCACGGGGCUUGAUAUCUGCUUCACUAGCAAAGAUAGUACUGGAAGAUGGCAAGUCAGAGAGGAUAAUCAUUGCAGAUAAUAGAAGGUCCACAUCUUCACUUCAUGCUUUGACAGAGUAUAAAAUGAUUGGCUCUUCAAGUCAAGGCUUUACAUGGCUGGAGCUCUUUCCCCUAACCGGAAGAAAGCAUCAGCUGCGCGUUCACUGUGCCGAUAUCUUAGGAACGCCCAUAGUUGGAGAUGACAAGUACGGGAGGCGAGAAAACAUGAAGUUGGAACCCAUUCACUUGCCUCAGUCAGUUACUAAGUCUGAAGAUAUCCCCAAAGAAAAGCUUCCAUUUGGCCUCAAUUUGAAUGGUGGAAGCAUCUCUGACAAAUGGCCUCGAAUGCAUCUGCACUGCAAACAAAUGGUGUUACCUAAUGUUUCAAUCGCGUUGCAGCAGCUGCAAACUAAAGAUCACGAUUUCUCACAAGUCGAGAAGCUUAAUCUAGUUGCUCCAUUGCCACCACAUAUGCAAAAGAGUUGGGAAAUUUUGAAUUCGCUAGCAUAACUUUUCCGGUUAAAGAUGUAUAAGUUAUGAAGAAUUUAGGAUCUGAAAGAAAGAGAAUUUGCUUCUUUAGACUAGCCAAGGAUAUUUAGGUGGAAUUCUUUCAUCAGUUACAGAUGAAAAUCAGUUCAGAAAAACAGAAUGCUUUCAGCUUAGUUUCUGAAGCCAAGAGAUUGGCAAACACUAGAAGGUAGAUAUAGACAGAAAGAUUGGGAAUUGCAAUGUAUUCAUUGUUUUUGUAUGAGCAAUAGAGCUUGAUUUACAUUUUUAGAUUC
Zingiber officinale is the source of this 1703-nucleotide messenger RNA. RefSeq names its product RNA pseudouridine synthase 4, mitochondrial-like. The record is from RefSeq and is a predicted model, not a curated record. Bases 25 to 1431 code for a protein of 468 amino acids. Lineage: Eukaryota; Viridiplantae; Streptophyta; Magnoliopsida; Zingiberales; Zingiberaceae. Gene Ontology annotation, biological process: pseudouridine synthesis. The transcript has 10 exons. Gene Ontology annotation, molecular function: RNA binding; pseudouridine synthase activity.